This is a messenger RNA of Daphnia magna, 856 nucleotides long. RefSeq lists its product as uncharacterized. The transcript is spliced from 2 exons. Bases 1 to 564 code for a protein of 187 amino acids. NCBI's taxonomy places the organism in Eukaryota, Metazoa, Arthropoda, Branchiopoda, Diplostraca, Daphniidae. The record is from RefSeq and is a predicted model, not a curated record.
AUGGAUUUCUUUGUUUUAUUGUUAGCCACUUGUUGCAUGAUAUUUCAAGGAAAUGCCCAAUACCGGCCGUACAGUUAUAACAACUUUUAUCAAUAUCCUAACUAUCCGAUGGCUGCUAUGCCGAUCCACAAUUUGGUUCCCCAGAACCGGUUCUUUUGGACGUGGACAUCAACGACGACAUCAACUUCAAUCUCUACCUGCACGGUUUUUACUAGCGUGAACUGCCCCGGUCGCCGUAAAAGGUUCCUAAUCGAAAAUUUAGAUACAAUCGAACCAUCUUCACUUAACAAGGUAGAGACCACCCAGAUCUCCGACAGGAAGGCAGCACGUGAAAUUGAUUUUGAAACGGCAUUUUUGACAGACCCGGUGACCUACGAAGUUCAAUCCACCUUUGGCAAUCCUAAUUUCUUCUCGGGCUACAAUCCCUUUUUUCGCGAACCGGUCAACAACCCGGCGAUUGGCCCCCGUUUCUUCUUAAAGGUCACAACUUCUACCGUCACCACGGUUAGCAUUUACACUUCGAGACCAGCUUGCUACUCGGGAGGUGGCUACGAUCAAUGUUAAUUUUAAACGAAUCGUGAGUGUCAACAUGUUCGCGGACGUCAAAUUUCAGUUGUUAUUUUAAGGAGACGAUUGGUAUUUUAUUUAACUUAAAGUAGUAGAAUGCAUAGCAAUACACGGUGUUAAGCAUGAUUCACCAACCAUUGGUCUGCAUUAAAAAAAAUACAAUACAAAAACAGCCUGAGAGAAAUGGCAAACUUUUAGAACCUGACAUGUAAGCGUGCAAUUAAUCUCAAAGUGAAAACCUUUGGUAUGGAACAAAAGUGUUAAAAAUAAAAUUAGAUUCAUUAUCCAA